AGAUGGCAGCCGCCUGUGACAGGCGUGUGGCUUGCAUGGCUAAUAUAUUUAAUCAUUUUUUCGUUUGAAUGUACGUUUCAAGAGUUAUUAAACGUUUUGUUAUUGCUAAUUCUACGUUUUGUCAUCACUUACUAUCACGACGCACGGCAAGGAAAGAAGUCAGAAAAAAGUUUGGCAACGGGACACCGUUUAGCUGUAUUCCCUGCAGUGAGAGCAUUGCUCCGGGUGAAUAGUAGCUAGCCAUGGCUGCCUCAACAUUAUUCGUUAGGGGUUUGCCAGCGUCAGCAACAAAUGGACGUUUGGAGGAAGUAUUUUCUGAAGUUGGGCCGUUAAAGCACUGUUUUGUGGUAAAAGAAAAAGGUGCUGAUAAAUGCCGUGGGUUUGGAUAUGUAACUUUUGCUAUGGAGGAGGAUUCUCAGAGGGCACUGAGUGAGAUUAAGGAGUACGAUGGGAAGAAAAUAUCGGUGGUUGUGGCAAAGAGGAAACAGAAUGACAAGAAGAAAGCAGCGCCCAAGGAAGAGGCACCCGUAGAGAAGAAGCCUAAAGAUUUGAAAAACUACCAGAAGAAGGCCAGACUGAUCAUAAGGAAUCUCAGUUUUAAGUGUUCUGAAGAGGACCUGAGGCAGGUGUUCUCUGAGUUUGGAACAGUUCUGGACGUUAACAUUCCUCUCAAACCAGAUGGGAAGAUGCGGGGCUUCGCCUUUGUCCAGCUGAAGAACGUCCUUCAGGCAGGAAAAGCCCUGAAAGCAACAAACCUGAAAGAGAUCAAAGGCAGGAAGGUGGCGGUGGACUGGGCCGUCGCUAAGGACAAAUAUGUUUCCACUCAGCCAACAACCUCCUCAGGAAAUGCCCAGCAGCCCGAAGAAGCGGCAAAGCAGGUUGAGGAAGACUCUGAAGAAGAAGAAGAGAUGUCCGAAAAGCCAGGCGGCAAGGCUGUGGCACAGGAAGUCCAGCACAGCGCCAAGGCUGUGGAACAGGAAGGGGAGUCUGGGAGUGACAGCGAGGAAGUCGAGGAAGACGAGGACUCCGAUCACAGCGACGUUGGAUCUGAUGAUGACGAUGGCGAUGAUGAUGACGACAACGACGAUGAUGACGACGACGACGAUGAUGAUGACGACGAAGACGACGAUGAAGAACGUCCUGCCAAAAAGAAGCUGUUGCCAUCAGACGUCCAGGAGGGAAAGACUGUGUUUAUCAGGAACCUCUCCUUUGACACAGAAGAGGAGGGGUUGGAGGAAGUUCUGCUGAGGUUUGGGGAGCUGAAGUACAUCCGCAUCGUCCUGCACCCUGACACCGAGCACUCCAAAGGCUGUGCUUUUGCUCAGUUCAAACUGAAGGAGGCUACAGAUCGGUGCCUUGCUGCUGCUCGGGACGAAUCAGAGGGCGGGGGUGUGGUAGUCGACGGGCGGAAGCUGAACGUCGUGCUGGCCGUCAGCCGGGAGGACGCAGUGAAGCUGAAGGAUAAGAAAGUCAAAGUCCAGACCGGAACCAGGAACCUUUACCUUGCCAGAGAAGGCCUGAUCCGCGCGGGAACCAAAGCCGCCGAGGGCGUGCCGGCAGCGGACAUGGCGAAAAGAGAAAGGUUCGAGGAGCUGAAGAGGGUGAAGCUGCGGGACAUGAACGUGUUCGUGUCGAAGACGCGGCUGUGCGUCCACAACCUGCCCAAGUCGGUGGACCAGAAGCGGCUGCGGGCCUUGUGUCUGAAGGCCGCCGGCGGGGGGAAGGGCGUCCGCAUCACCGAGUGCCGUGUGAUGUAUGACAGGAAACCGGAGGGCGGGAAGGUUUUGGGGCGUUCGUUGGGGUACGGCUUCGUUCAGUUUCAAGAACACGAGCACGCCCUCAGCGCCCUGCGACACCUCAACAACAACCCCGAAAUCUUCGGCCCGCUGAAGAGGCCCAUAGUGGAGUUCUCCCUUGAAGACGGUAGGAAGCUGAAGCUGAAAGAGAUGCGCUCACAGAACUACAAGCAGCGUUUGAAAAAGGGCGGGGCCCAGGGCGUGGCCCCAGGCGGGGCAGGGCCUCCGCCGAAACGGGGGAGCGGAGGUCCUAAGGAAGCGGCACCUCAGGGCGGAGCCAGGGGUCCGCGGGCGGGCGUGUCCACACCUUUCUCUGGGUUCAAGACCAAACCCGAGGUGGAGCAGGUGGAGUUGCCCGAUGGGAAGAAACGCAAGAAAGUCCUGCACCUCCCCUCACAUCGAGGGCCAAAGAUCAGGAAACGGGACCGGGGGAAAGCUCAACCCGCCCCCCCCAAGAGGAAGGAGGGCCGGCCUGGCAGGAAGGAGCGAAAAGGUUCUCUCUCCGUGGAGAAACAGAUACAGCCCCAAAAACGGGCUGCCAAGAUGCCCAAGAAGAUGGGGCGAAACAAGGAGGACCAGCGGUUCGACAGUCUGGUCGAGCAGUACAAGAAGAGGAUUCUGGGAAAUCCCAAAGCACCAGCGGUCAAGAAGAGCAAGUGGUUCAGCAGCUGAUUCCUCAGUCGUGUGUGUGUGUGUGUGUGUGUGUGUGUACAUGUGUGUACGUGCUAAUGAGUGAGCGUGUGUGUGCUGCUAUUUUGAAAAGAUUAGGAGCUGUGACUGACUGGUGUCCUGUUUUGUAUUUUUACAGAUCAACAUACAUUCGGAAAGUGUUUGUACAGGUAGCCACAUUUUAAAAAUAGUUUGAAAAGAACUAGGCUGUCCUUGUUUUUGAAAUAUUUCUACUGUAACAGGGAUAAUUCAGUACAAGAUGUUUUUACUUUUGAAGUUUAUGUUGGGAUAUUUCAUAUUUAAAAAAAAUAGAAGAAAUGAAACUAUGCUUCAGAAUAAUAAACUGCUAUUCAAACAGUGA
Molecule: messenger RNA, 2826 nt
Organism: Anguilla rostrata (American eel)
Lineage: Eukaryota; Metazoa; Chordata; Actinopteri; Anguilliformes; Anguillidae
Gene: rbm28
Product: RNA binding motif protein 28
Exons: 19
Coding region: 243-2468 (741 amino acids)
Cellular component (GO): nucleolus
Molecular function (GO): mRNA binding
Source: RefSeq, a predicted model, not a curated record